AUGGAUUAAAAUCAGGAGAAAAAAAAUGAUAAAAAAGUACCAUUUAUCAUUACUGCACCAAAAGAGUAUAGUCCUUAACAUAAAUAGAGUAAUUUCUUCUGCUUAUGAACAUAUUAAUGAUUAUGAACAAAAACCUAGAUAUAUUAUAGAUUAGAAUGGUAACAAAGUAUUUUUAAAAUUAAAUCCGUAACAUGAUAAACCUAAUGUGAAAGCAGGAUAUACUGAACUAUUAAUUAGAAAGGUUUCAUAUUAAGAGGAUCCUUUUGAAAGAAAAGAAUGUAUAGAAAGAUUUGAACUAUUAUAAAAAAAAGUUAAAAUACCACAUCCUUUUAAAUGUCCUAAAAAUCAUAAACUAUAAGAAAAAGAAGAUAUUAAAGAAAAAACUCAAGAAUAUGGCAAAAUAGUUAUUAAAAAAAAUUUAUCAAGAUUGCUAAGUGCAACAAAAAAUAAAGAUUAAACUGAAAAACUUAAUAAAAUGUUUAUAAAAGCAGAUACAUUAUUUAGAUCUAGAAAGAUUGUAAAUAAUGCUAAAAAAUAAAAUAUUUAUGGUUUUGAUAAAGAUUUAUUUAACAAUGUUGAUAAAUGGAAAAAUAUGUUAAAUAUUUUAGAAAAAAAAGAAGAAGAAGAAUUAUAAAAAUCUAAACUUUCUUUUUAAAAACAUAGAGAUGAUUAAAAAAAAUAAUAAAUAUUAGAAUCAAAUUUAAAGAAAAAAGAAAAAGAAGCUAAAGAUUAAAAAAAUAAAGAUAUUUAAGAAUAAAAAAAUAAACAAAUAUAAAAAUAAAUUAUGGAUAAAGAAUUAAAACAAAAAGAAAUUCAAGAAUUAAAAGCAUAAAAACACAUAAAUAAAGAAUAAUAAUAAUAAUAAUAAUAAUAAUAAUAAUAAUAAUAAUAAUAAUAAUAAUAAUAAUAAUAAUAAUAAUAAUAAUAAUAAUAAUAAUAAUAAAAUUUUAAUAAAUUAACAGAUAAACCUAAUAUUGAUUUAACUCCAAAAAAUAAAUCAAAUUUAUAAACUCUAUAAGAUAGUACAAAAAAGUUUAAACCAGCAACUCCAUCUUCAUUUUAGAGAUAAAAUUAAUAAUAAGAAAUUAAGAAUUAAUCUUUUCAUUCAAUAAAUUUGGCUUAAGACAGUAAAAAUUAAUAUAUAUAUUUAUAGAAAAUUCAAGUUAAAUUUAAAUGUAAAGUUUAUAAAAGUAAAAAUCAAUAGUAUAGACACCAAAAAGCGAUACAUUUAAAUUAAAUAAAAUGUAAUAAUAAGAAUAGCAAUUCGAUAAAAAAAGUGUAAAAUCUAAUUAGUAAAGUAUAAAAUAAGAGAAAACUAAGAGCGUAAAAAAGGAAAAUAACAUAAAUGAAAAAGCCAAAUCAGUAAAUACUAAUAAAUCUAAUAAUUAAAGAAUACGAUUAGAUGAAGAAAGGAAGUCAAAUUAAUAUUCAGAAGAACGAAAAAUAUAGGAUAAAGAUGAUAGAAGUCGUUAUUAUUCAGAGGAAAAAAAAUCAAAUAGAUAAACACCUAAAAAUAAGAAUUAAGAGAGUAAUUAAAAAAUAAUAAUGAAACCAAAAAAUUUAACUAGAGCAAGCAGUUUUAAAAAUCCAAAUAUUCCUAAAUAAGAAAAUUCUGGAAACACAAAAAUUAGGGCUUCAUCAUCAGGAAAAAGAGUUUAAGAAGAAAAACCAUUAAAUUUGAAUAAUAUUACUAUUCCUACAAAAUAUAAUAAAUCUAAAAAAAUAGAAAAUUAAAUUGAAGUGGUUAUAGAUAAUUAAAGUGUUAAAAUUGAGGAAAAUAAAUAAUAAUUAGAUUAAAUCAAUAAUAAUAUUAUUGAUGAAAAUAAUACAAAUCAAAAUAAUCUUAUCAAUUUAAAUAUUAAUAAAAAGGAAGAAUAAUAAAAUGAUAUUAUUGAAAAAUAAAAAGAAGAGGAAGUGAAAGUGAAUUAAGAAAAUGAUUAAACAAUUGAAUUCAUUUAAUUACCAAUUAAUGAAGGACUUUUAAAUAUUGAUGUAAAAAUAAUAUUAAAUAAAGGAUCCUAAUAAAAAUGAGAAAGUAUAAUAAGAGAAUUAAAUAAAAAGAAUUGAAAGUUAAAAAGAUCCAAAAUAAUAAAAUUAGAAAUUGGAGCCAUAAUUUUAAGAAACAAAUUCUUUAUUAAACAAAUAAGAAGGUAAUCUUUUAAAAGAUUCUUUGUUGACUGAAAGUUUAGUUGUAUCACAAUUUAAAGAGACUAAAGGAUUAGAGAAAUAAUUAUUAAAUUCUUAAUUAAAUGAUUAAGAUUCUAUAAAUUUGUCAGAAUCAUAAAUAACUUUAAAAUCAAAUCUACAAUAAAGUCAAUUAGACCCAACAAAAUAGUGA
Paramecium sonneborni is the source of this 2338-nucleotide messenger RNA. Lineage: Eukaryota; Ciliophora; Oligohymenophorea; Peniculida; Parameciidae. The record is from the annotation of a GenBank genome assembly.